GGGGCUUGGAGAUAAACGUCAACUACUGUACUCGGCUUGAUUAAAGAGCGCGUUAAAGACGCGGCUGCGGGCGUCGCCACGUUCACGCGCACAAAGUGCAUCGUCUUCUAAAGUGUCCCUUCAUGCUAAAGAGCUGCGACGCGUCGCGUGAGGCCCGCAGUAGUCACGGGGGAGAGGGGUCAGCUCGAGAGAAGUGGCGUCCAGCAGCCAGCUGCAUGCGUUUGAGCGAUGUAGUGCGGCGAGGCUGCCUGCCGGAGAGAAUCCAUCACAGAAACAAACCGCCCCCUCCCACUCCCGAGUGCCCCCGCUUCAGAUGCAACUCCAAAUACAUAAAGCCUCCAUGUUGCGGUGGGACCGUCGUUUGCUCCGAAGUGUUCGCUAACGUCAACGCUCGACCACGUUCCGUUCAAGACGUGUUUUUAGGACGAGCGCGAGCCGCCAACGGCGUCCUGCUGGUUUCAACGUGGUUCCAGACGCGGCCUCGUAUUUUGGAUGCUCGGAGCUUCACAGCUAACUUGCUAACACAAGCUACUUGCUAACUAUUUGGCGAUUCAACCGAUGGUAUUUAGCGGAGAGCCAUAAAUGACAGCCGUUCACGGGCUUCCCUUCACCACCGUGCUCGCUGGCCGGUUGUCCCCGCAGCCGCAACACUUCACCCCGGACGGCUGCAGCUUCGUGGGCAGGCUGGUCACCCUCAUCUUAAGCAGCUAGCUACGAGACGAAGCGGGCGCACUUGUGCGAAUAACAUUGUGGGGGAAAAGGAAUAACCACCCGUCUAAAUGGACCACAUGUCCAUAAUAACCCAAGUUUCCAACCCGAAGGAUGAAGAAAUACAAGCCUUUAACCAGGAAAAAGCGUCCCAGUCGAACAGCAGCCUGAAGAAGCAGAGGAGCCGGAGCAUCUUCAGCACCUUCUUCUGCUGCUUCCGCAACUACAAUGUGGACACGCCAGCCGCCAACACCAACACCAGCUCCCUGCCUCCACCGGUUGAGGAGAAUGGAUCUCCUCCCAAGCCACCAGCCAAAUACCUCCUACCAGAGAUGCUAAUAUCUGACUACGGCAAAAAGUGUGUGGUGAUUGACUUGGAUGAAACGCUCGUCCACAGCUCAUUCAAGCCCAUCAGCAAUGCCGACUUUAUCGUCCCGGUGGAGAUAGACGGUACUGUUCAUCAGGUGUAUGUGCUGAAACGACCCCAUGUGGACGAGUUCCUCCAAAAGAUGGGGGAGCUGUUUGAAUGUGUCCUCUUUACAGCCAGUCUUGCCAAGUAUGCAGACCCUGUGGCAGACUUGCUGGAUCAGUGGGGCGUGUUCCGAGAGCGACUCUUUAGAGAAUCCUGCGUUUUUCACAGAGGGAACUACGUCAAAGACCUCAGUCGGCUGGGACGAGAGCUCAGCAAUGUUAUCAUUGUUGACAAUUCGCCCGCCUCUUACAUUUUCCACCCAGAAAAUGCUGUCCCCGUCCAAUCCUGGUUUGACGAUAUGAAUGACACGGAGCUCCUGGAACUGCUGCCUUUCUUCGAGGGACUUAGCAAAGAAGAAGAGGUUUACGGGGUCCUGCAGAAUCUGAGAGGCAGGUAGCAGGGCACACCUCAGCGCCACCUGUGCUCUCCAUCCUCCCCUCUGUCGAUCUCUGCCCUUUUCUACAACCACACCUCCCAGACUCAGGCAGAUCGUCCCACACGCGCCCCUCUUGUCUCUGCCCCAAGGGGACGCCUCUGGGGUCUAACUGUGGAAAGCCCCCCUCCGCUUUCAUCACCUGGUGACCCGGCUGCUUUUCGAGUGCCAUCAGAGAAAAACACUAAAAUAUCCCAGAAGCACUGUUUCACAAAAAAAAAAAAAAAGUUGAUAAUAGUGCUAAGAGAAAUGAACUCUGGUCUUUAUUUUUAAACCAACAAAGUUUUACUAUUCGGUGAAGUGCUUAUUUUAAAACCCAAAAAGAAAAAACACGCCCAACAACAACAACAACAACGUUUUGUCUGAAAUUUCUUUUGUGGUACCACACAAAAGUCUGAGAAGAUCUUGUCCUCGUAUUGUUGCUAUGCAGGCAGUUUGUGGUAGAAGGAAGGACUGUGACUCUUUUCUUACUGAAUGAAGUGCCUUGUGUGAAUGUUGUUUAUAUAGGAAGGUAUUUUGUACAUGGCAUAUUUCCAGAGUACUUCAGUCUUUUCACACAAAAUAUGCUUUAAAGUCGACACAGACGUAUCUUCAUAUACAAGUUUGACUUUCUUUCCUUUUUUGAUUCAUCAAAUGCUGGGUAAAUGUCUCCAUAGUAUUAUCUUCUUCUUUUUUUCCGGCAUGCUUGUGUCAUUAUAUAGACGUGACUUCUUUCUGCUUUCAUUAUAUGUAGAUUUAGUUCAUUUGUUUUAGGCAAAGCAGUACAUUUGCAAUUGUGAACUGUUUGUAAACCCCAGUACAGAAGUUCUCUUGCGUUUUGAUCUGAAAAUUCAGAUGAAAUUGUGCCAUUUAUUUCCUGUCUUUCUAACAAUACACCCCCCACGCAUAUAUCUAAUUGUAUUAUUUGCCAAAUAAGCAAAUUCUUUUUUUUGAACAGGCUUCAUAUCUUUACCAAGGGUUCAGCCAUAACUGUUAAAGCAUUAGUAGUAAGUAUAGGAUUUAUUCUUUUAUCAAAUACACUAGUAUGUUUUAUUGUCACAAGGUCCUUGUUUGUCAUGUUGUGCUUAUCAUAUGGCUGUUAGCCCGUAUCAUCUUCUUGUCUUUAUUCUUCAGGGGGGGGGGGGCACAGAUAAGUGGUGCAGCUUCACCCUUACGGGAUGAUCCUUUUCAAUAAUUGUACACGGAUGCAAAGGUCUCCCUUUUUGUUUCUAAUAGUCUGGGAAUUGACAGUAAAUGGGUCGAGUGCCAUGUUUAUUUUAUUUCCACGAGGUCCGUCUCGAGGGAACACAGGAACGUGUUGUUUGGAGUUUAAAUGGUUUUUCGACCAGUGGAGUCCAUGUGUGGCGUUUACCUUCCCAGACUCUUUCUAACUGCUCUUCACCUCAGUGCCUACGUUUGAGAGGAACCACGCAAACCCAAUGCUGCAGCAUUAGCGACCAUGGCAAUAACCUUUUUGUUUUUUUGUGUAAGGGGUGGGGGUUCCCCAUCCCGAGUGUUUGGGUGUCUAGAGCACUUGACAAGGCUAGCCGGGAGAGGGUGUGUUGGCACUAAAGGCCGGCCUGGUUAUCACGAUGACGUUCAGGGUAAACCGUAAAACAUUAAUUUUUCACAUUAUUUGACCCGAAAACUGGACAUGCGUUAGUCCUUCAGUCGUUUCACAAAGAAAAUUAAAAAUUAAAAUACUGAAACAACGAAA
Cyclopterus lumpus (lumpfish) is the source of this 3309-nucleotide messenger RNA. It is a transcript of the gene ctdsplb, whose product is annotated as CTD (carboxy-terminal domain, RNA polymerase II, polypeptide A) small phosphatase-like b. The coding region runs from base 780 to 1577 and encodes 265 amino acids. Gene Ontology annotation, molecular function: RNA polymerase II CTD heptapeptide repeat phosphatase activity. NCBI's taxonomy places the organism in Eukaryota, Metazoa, Chordata, Actinopteri, Perciformes, Cyclopteridae. The transcript has 8 exons. The record is from RefSeq and is a predicted model, not a curated record.